Messenger RNA from Pelobates cultripes (western spadefoot toad), 639 nucleotides. NCBI's taxonomy places the organism in Eukaryota, Metazoa, Chordata, Amphibia, Anura, Pelobatidae. The record is from the annotation of a GenBank genome assembly.
AUGAUGAAGGCUAUCCACAUAGCCAAGGGAGUAAUGAUGGUAACAAAGCAGCGUCCUCGUAUUCUGGAAGAUGUUGAGAAACUGCUUCUCGUUUGGAUAAACAAGAAACAGUUGGCUGGUGAUACAGUCACUGAGGGCAUCAUUUGCAAGAAAGCAGGGGCAUGGUACAAUGACCUGAAGACUAAGUUGCCAGGUCCAUCUGUAAAGAACGAAGAGAGCUUCAAGGCGAGCAGUGGUUGGUUCAAGAACUUCAAGAGAAGGACUGACCUCCAUAGUGUUGUCCGGCAUGGGGAGGCUGCGAGCGCCAACACCAAGGCAGCAGAGGUAUUCGUCAAAGAGUUUGAAAGGCUUGUGGUUUCCGAGUGUUAUGUGCCGCAGCAAGUUUUCAAGUGCGAUAAGAUGGGGCUUUUUUGGAAGAAGAUGCCCAAAAGCACCUAUAUCACUGCUGAGGAGAAGGUCAUGUCUGGUCAUAAGCCCAUGAAAGACUGUCUCACCCUCUUGUUUUGUGCCAAUGCAAGCAACGACUUCAAGGUGAAACCUCUGCUUAUCUACCACGCAGAAAAUCCACAAGCCUUCAAGAAAUGUAAGUUUCAGAAGAGUCAGCUCAAUGUGUUAUUGAGGUCCAACAGCAAGGCUUGA